GGCGCUUGGCGAUGACGCAGAACUUCCUGAUUGGCUCUGCAGCGGAGGCGGUGGUUCAGUGGGCCGCGAGUUCUGCGAGCCGAACACGUGUUACCUCCUGCAAGGAGUUUAAGGGUCCUGGCGGUACCGAGAGUUGUAAUCUACGGGCUCAGUCUCCCCAGUAAUAUUGCCGGACACAUACAUCUGAGAGAGAAAAGGACUUGACUUCCUUUCUUCCGGCCUCUGCCCGGUGGUGAGCUGCUCAGCCGGAAGUUGAGUUUACCAGGUACUUGAACCUGGAGGAGUCCCUAAUGAUGAAGCUGAGUCUCACCAAAGUCGUUAAUGGCUGUCGUCUAGGAAAAAUACAAAACCUGGGCAAAGCAGGCGACUGCACAGUGGACAUUCCAGGCUGUCUUCUGUACACCAGGACUGGUUCAGCCCCACACCUGACGCAUCACACACUGCACAAUAUCCAUGGGGUCCCAGCCAUGGCCCAGCUCACACUGUCAACCUUAGCAGAACAUCAGGAAGUCUUGGCAGAGUAUAAGAAAGGAGUUGGAAGCUUUAUAGGCAUGCCAGAAUCGCUCUUCUACUGCUCCUUGCACGACCCAGUCAGCCCCGGCCCAGCUGGCUAUGUAACAAAUAAGUCUGUGUCUGUGUGGGGUUUUGGAGGUCGAGUGGAAAUGACUGUUUCCAAGUUCAUGGCAAUUCAGGAGGCCCUGCAGCCAGACUGGUUCCAGUGCCUUUCAGACGGGGAGGCAUCUUGUGCAGAAGCAACUUCCAUCAAAAGGGCCAGGAAGUCUGUGGAUCGGUCCCUUCUGUUCCUGGACAGCUGUUUGCGCUUACAGGAAGAGUCUGAGGUCCUUCAGAAAAGUGUGGUUAUUGGAGUGAUUGAAGGUGGAGAUGUGAUGGAAGAGAGGUUGAGGUCCGCACGAGAGACAGCCAAGCGGCCCGUGGGGGGCUUCCUUCUGGACGGCUUUCAAGGGAAUCCCACAGUCACUGAAACCAGGCUGCACUUGCUGUCAUCAGUCACCGCAGAGCUGCCAGAGGACAAACCAAGGCUCAUCUGCGGUGUAAGCCGGCCAGAUGAAGUGCUCGAGUGUGUUGAAAGAGGAGUGGACUUGUUUGAGAGUUUUUUCCCAUAUCAAGUGACGGAGCGGGGCUGUGCCCUGUCUUUCACCUUUGAUUGCCAGCUGAAUCCUGAAGAGACAUGUGGGUCUUUGAUGUUCCUCACCCUUAGCUUUCAGUUUCUCCUAUUUCCUGUGACUUUUUGGCCCAAGCCGCACAGCACAAAUAUGUACACGUCGCACCAGCCUUUCAUUAAAGUAUUGCAACAAAAUGGAAUCCAAGAAGAAAUAAAAUGCUUGGAUCAAGUAAAGAAAAUUGAAACAACUGGGUGCAACCAAGAAAUGACAUCAUUUGAAAUUAAUCUGAAGGAGAAAAAGUAUCAGGAAGAUUUUAGACCACUCGUGAAUGGGUGCUCCUGUUACUGCUGUAAGAAUCACACUCGAGCAUACAUCCACCAUCUGCUCGUGACCAAUGAGCUCCUGGCUGGUGUCCUGCUGAUGAUGCACAACUUCGAACACUACUUCAGAUUUUUCUGCUCCGUCCGGGAGGCACUGAAAAGUGACACGCUGGCACAGCUGAAAGAACUCAUCCACAGACAAAUGUCUUGAGAACUGGAAAAUACAAACCUGUCUUGUUUCCAAAAACGGUAAAGACUAGAGAUCUGAGCUUUCAGCAUUUAUGAUGGGAAUAAAGACCAUCUGCCUCAAAGUGCCCAUGGGAGUGUGGAGGAAGGCCUUCUAGAGAUUGCAGUAGACCAGAUUGAUCAGGAUGAUUUGAGCCGUGACUUUUACAAUUUUCUAGGCUAUUCCACUAGUAGAUUCAUUAAAUUGAUGACAAAGCUUUAGAUGUAAGAGAGAUUUUUGAAAGGAUGGUGAGGUUCUAGGAACUACUGAGAUGAGUGAGUGGAGAUGACUGUGUGAGUAGCUUGUCAUCUGGAGGCACAGCUGUUGCCUGGAGAAGAAAUCUAACUGAUUUGAACAAGGGUUUUUUGUUUGUUUCUCCUUAUGCUGUCAGGGGUUUAUGGAGAAUCUCUAUAGUCUUCUUAGGGGACAAUUUAAUGUCAGCAUGUUUUGAUGUAGUAAAACAGAAUGUCUCCUCCAGGGUCCAACUUUUCCUUGUUAAAAAACAUGGCAAAUACCAGGCAGCAGUGGCGUGCGCAUUUAAUCCCAGCACUCCCAGUACUUGGGAGACAGAGACAGGUGGAUCUCUGAGUUUGAGGACAGCCUGGUCUACAGAUCGAGUUCCAGGACAGCCUCCAAAGCCACAGAGAAACCCUGUCUUGAAAAACAAACAAAAUAAACAUGGCAAGACAUUCUGGUUGUAAUUCAUCAGUCAAGUAAUCCAGGCAACAUGGUCUUGGUUCAGAAUCCUUCAUGACUUUGGGGAACAGCAUGGCAUCAGAAGCUUUCAGUUCAGCCUGUGAGAUAUUUGGGCCUCUUCUCUUCAGCUGAGGGUCAUGCAUUGACUGACUUCCUAGUCUUCUCUCCCAGUGUGAUUUCUCUUACAGAUAGAAGCAGAUCUGCAUAUUCCAUCUCCUGAUCAACACUGUUACUCAUUUUCUAAGUACUUGCUCUGUUGCCCAGAUAAAACCCUUUCCUCAGGCUGACAGCACACACUGACCAACUGGCAGUCUCGGAACUCCUGUGCAGAGGUGUGCUGGGGUGGCCCACAUUUUUUUUAAUGGAUCAAUAAGUUUGUUCUGUGGUUUGAAGUGUUUGGUGAUUGGCAUCUGCAGGUCCUGAGGCUGGUUGUCCUUCCUGGGUUCUCUGUGAUUCUGUAUUUUUGUUGGUGGUAUGACAGGGGUUUUUUGUUUUGUUUUAUUUUUUUUUGUAUGUGUGCUUUUCUAUAUUAAUUUUUCUAAGGAAUACACAAAACAUAUACAUGUGUGUAUAUAUAUAUGCAUGUAUAUAUAUAGUUUUUAUAAAAAUACAAUUUAAAAUACUCAUUUUUUGGGUACAAGAAAUGCAUUUCUUAUAUUGGCUGCAAUUUAUAGUGGGCAUUACUGAACAUUGUAUAUAGUAAUUAUGUAGUUAUUGCAUUUUUAUGUGUUAGAAACCCAACUUUGUUUUUCCAUUUAGUGGUAUAAUGGCUUUGCAUCUCAAUGGAUGCAAAGGGUUUCUGUUCUCAAUGAUCUGUAUUGAAUGUAUUUUGUACUUGUUUAUGUUUAUAUUCUUGGUCAAUACAAACCCAUUAUUGAAGGAGUACUAAGAAUCCAUAUAAAUUUAUGAGUUUUAUUUAUGUCCAAAACACUGAAAAUUCUCUUAAACAUUGUUCAGGUCCCUAGGUCUUUUUCUUAUUAGCACAUUUGAAAAAAUCUUUUAUGUUUUAAAUGUGUAUAAAGGGCAAUAGCCAAUAAACAUUUUUAAUUAAAAAAACAAACAAAAAACCUCCA
This is a messenger RNA of Cricetulus griseus (Chinese hamster), 3439 nucleotides long. The record is from RefSeq and is a predicted model, not a curated record. Lineage: Eukaryota; Metazoa; Chordata; Mammalia; Rodentia; Cricetidae.